Messenger RNA from Rotaria sp. Silwood1, 1110 nucleotides. NCBI's taxonomy places the organism in Eukaryota, Metazoa, Rotifera, Eurotatoria, Philodinida, Philodinidae. The record is from the annotation of a GenBank genome assembly.
AUGCAAGCAUUCAUGUUUGCGAUUAGUAUUAUAUUAUUAGUAUUUAUACAACGAGUUGAAUCAACAUAUUAUGUUUAUACAUAUGAUGAUGGCAUUGGUAAUGACGAGCAUUGUUGUCUUGUACGAUUAGGUGAAAAUUUUUGUGUAGCAAAACCACUUACACGUAGUUUAUUACAAGUAAAUAAAGCAUGUCAACGAUUGGGUAUUAAUGAAAAAACUACAAAUGAUUUAAAUAAAAUUGUUCGUCGUUUAAAUGUUGAAAAAUCAGAAAAAAUUGGUGAUAAAAUACUUUUACAAUUACAAACACCAUUAGAUAAAAAUAUACUUAAAAAUGAUCUUUUAUGUUUAUCAUCAACAACAAAUAAUAUUAAUUUAGAAAAAUGUUUUGUUGAAUUAGCUGAUGAACAACAUAAAAAAAAGAAUAAAAAAGGUCAUCAUCAUCAUAGUGAACAAGGUAAAAAUGAAACAGCUGAUAAAGUAGUUAUUGAAGAAAAACCUACUAAUGAAAAAGAAAUUCGUCUUCUUGAAGUAUCUGAACCAAUACAAAUUCUUGAAGGACAUGGUCUUGUUUUUAAUCAAAUUUAUGAACUUAAUUUAACUAAUUUUCGACCAACAACAAAUCAACAACGUGAUUGUUGGUCAUGGUAUCGUACACAUACAAAAAAAUUAUGUAAUCAUCCAAGAAAUUUUAUGAAAACAUGUAUUUCUUUAAAUCAUCAACGUGAAAAAUGUAUUGAAAAACUUUUCUAUAAAAAAAUUAAUGAUGAACAACAAGAAUCAUAUUUAAAAAAUUCAAUUACAAUUGGUUCGAAAUUAUAUUGUGAAGAUGGUAAUAAACAAAACAAAUUUCUUGGUUAUCAUCAGCAAAGUCAAAUAUGUUUUUUAACACAUACACAAAUAUCAAUUCAACAUAAAUUUACUGAUUUUGUUAGUUUAUCCGAUAAAAAUAAAAAUAAAAAUGUACUUCAAUUUAUAUCAAAUGAUACAAAAUUAACAAAUGAAUUUGAACAUGAUUGUCAUGAUAAAGUAACAUUAGCUGAAAUAAAAAAAUCAUUAGAAAAACAAGCUGAAUCAAAUAUACCUGAUGAUAAUGCAUCACAACAAGAAUAA